This is a messenger RNA of Bolinopsis microptera, 2159 nucleotides long. Its product is annotated as trifunctional enzyme subunit beta, mitochondrial-like. The record is from RefSeq and is a predicted model, not a curated record. Gene Ontology annotation, molecular function: acetyl-CoA C-acetyltransferase activity. The transcript has a single exon. Gene Ontology annotation, biological process: fatty acid beta-oxidation. Lineage: Eukaryota; Metazoa; Ctenophora; Tentaculata; Lobata; Bolinopsidae. Gene Ontology annotation, cellular component: mitochondrion. Bases 23 to 1300 code for a protein of 425 amino acids.
GGGGUAUAGGUAGUGCUAUGAGAUGGUAUCGAAGGCGAUGUUUAUUGACGGUAUCAGGACGCCGUUCCAACUCCCCCACACCGGUUACGCCAACAUGACAGGCGCCGCCCUCCUCUCAGCCGCCAUACGCCGCCUUCUCUCCCGAGUUAAAAUAGACAAACUCGAAAUCAACCACAUGGUAGUUGGCAAUGUUUUCCACGAAAUAAAGAGCCCUAACAUUGGGGCAGUAUCCGCUGUGGCGUCAGGUAUUAAUGUGCCUUCUCAUUCUCUAUCCAUGGCGUGCAUUAGUGGGCAGGCUGCUCUGGCGAAGGGUAUCGAGAUGAUAAACUCAGAUUACGCUGAGGUAGUGUUAGUUGGCGGUGUUGAGUACCUCUCUGAUUUACCUGUGUUAGUCAACGAAAAGGUACGGAAGACUUUCAUAAAAUGUAAGAACCCAGACUUGACCCGAAGACAGAAACUAGCUCUCCUCUCCAAAAUCAGACCCCGUGACGCGGCCCCAGACUUCCUCAAAGUGGUCGAGUUCCAAACAAAAGAAACUUUCGUGCACAACGGCGACAAGAUAGCUGCCCGGUUCGGUAUCAGCAGGUGGGACCAGGACGAGUACGGCUACAGAUCUCACCGCCUCUCUAAGAAAGCUGCAGUAGAGGAGAAGUUCCCCUUUAUUUGUGCCGUACAACAUUCUAAAACUAACGAAACUGUCAGUACAGACGGUACGCUGAGACGUUGGACUCGAGAGAAAAUGAGCAAGAGACGGCCCGUACUGCGCGGCGGCUCUGUUACCAUCGCUACUGCUAAUCAACCCUGUGAUGGGGCUGCUGUCUGCCUCCUCGCUUCAGAGCGCGCGGCUCAGCGCCUUAAUAUGUCCCCACGUGCGGAACUUUCUCCUGUGUUGUUCGCAGCUUGCUCCCCAAAAACAGACUUACUCAUGGGUACCACUCACUCUCUUGCCAGACUCAAGUUAGAAAAAGGAGUAGACCUCGAGAAAGCUGAUGUUUUAGAAUUCUAUGAAGGGUUCGGAGGUGAAGUUUUAUCCCAACUCUCAGCUCUUUCAAGCACUAAGUACGCUCAAGACGUGUUCAGUCAGGACACAUGUAUAGCAGAUCUUGAUAUUGAUAAACUGAACCUGUGGGGUGGUACGAUAGGACUAGGUCACCCGUUCGGAGCUACUGGUAUCAGGUUGUUGUUGCACACUGUGGGGAGGCUGGAGGAAGAGGAUGGGGAAUUGGGGGUGGUGGCAGGGUGUGCUGGGGGCGGUCAGGGAGCCGCAUUUACUGUUACCAGGAUCAGACUGGGUGGAUAAGAGUCUCUCUUGCUCGACAGUUGUGGAGCAAGAGGCCCUGAUGUGGCCCUUUUAUGUGAGCAGUGUGCCACAGGAGAACCAUGAUGAUAACUGAUUGAUCGUCACCAAACGUUACCACGUGAUUGGGUUAUUUGUACAUAAAAUGAUUUUGAAGUAUUCGUAAACUGAAUGUAAAUAUGAGUGUUGACUUUGUUAUGAAGUGGAUUCUGAUGCAGUUCUUUUACCUUUACCUUUGCUUUGUCCUUUAUACAUGAGUAAUUUGUGGGGUAGCUUGUUGUUUUGAUUUUGAUACUUUAUGAGUAACUUAUCCUUUAUUAUUACAUUAUGUAGGAUCAGUAGUAGUAUCGCUUAUUCUGUGUCAUAUUUUUCUAGAGUUUAGACUACUAGACUAUAGGAAAAUUGCAUUAUUACCAAAGCGAAUGAUUAAACAGAGAUUUAAACGGAGGUUUGUGUCAAUAAAUGACGGCUGUUCAAAUUUGGUUGAUUGGUUGAAUAAGGAUUUACAGGCUUUCCAUACUAAAUAACCCAUUUAUCUAACGAAAAGAUUAUGAUAUGGUAAUGGUCCCAGUUUUAUUACAAUGUAAUGUGAGAUGUUAACUAUUUCUGUUCAAAGAAAGUCAUGAUUAAGACCAUGGCUAAGAUAUGGUAUGUUUUUGAGGCUUAAUGGCCAAUGGUACCGUGGUGCCACUUUGCAUUCUGGUCGCGAAUUAUAGGAGUUUGUUAUUCGUGGCCUCUCUUAAACAAUUUUUAAUGUGUUAACUUGAGGAAUUAAACUUUAAGGUUUUUAUUUUCAUCUCAAAACUUGUAUCUCUGCUUUUAUUCUACUUACAGUAGCAAAUUAAACGAAUUUGGAUAAUGG